Molecule: messenger RNA, 363 nt
Organism: Aspergillus lentulus
Lineage: Eukaryota; Fungi; Ascomycota; Eurotiomycetes; Eurotiales; Aspergillaceae
Source: RefSeq, a predicted model, not a curated record
AUGCUCUCUAGAACAACACUCGCAGCCUUUAUGACAGCGGCUGCUGCUACUUUGGCUCUCGCUCAAACCAACAUCACCGCUGAUGUCUGCGCAGACCCCUCUACCUUUACCAGCUGCACAACGAAAGCACUUGCGGACAGUAAGGCAUGCACAGAUGUUUGCAACGGAAACAAGCUCUGCGUUCUGAGCUGUGGAUGCGCCAUGUACCAAGCUUACAUGAACUGUGUCGGCGAGUCGUGCUGGAAUCAGGCGUACUCGUGCGAAUACGGCAAGCUGGUAGCAAUGUACUUUGUCGAAUGUCCCACGGCCUCCGAACCGAUCCCUUUCUGGCCUGCACCCGAUAACGCUCCCGGCGGCUGCUAG